AUGACAACGAUAGCAGUAAAUCUUGGUCAUUUACCAGUCGAGACUGGAACUUUGUCAACAAACGAGAAUCGCACUCAAGAAUUGUCUAAUAAUAUCACUUCGUCGAUAAUUACAAAUAUUGAAUUUCCAAGUCUACACCAACAACAACAAUCUAAUGAUGAUAAAUUACUAUUAAGAAAUGCUUGGGGUACAUAUUUCUACAAGGCUGAUAAACAACGUGAUUGGAAACAAAAUGUCAUCUACAUAACAUCCAUCAAUUAUGUGGAAGAUUUCUGGUCAUUUUACACACAUACAUAUGGUCUCAGAGAUCUGACUAAUGGGUCCGAUUAUAUGCUUUUCAAGAAAGCAAGGUGGGAAGAUGUAUCAUCACGUGGCGGUGGUAAAUGGGUGUUAACCAUUGACCCAAAACGGCGUAAACGUGAUCUCGAUGGCUAUUGGCUUCAUCUGAUGUUGCUACUUAUUGGAAAUGCCUUCGGUAGUGAUCUAAGUGCAUUUAUUAAUGGUGCUGUUGUAUCAUUACGUGUCAAAGGUGAUCGAUUAGCCUUAUGGCUAAAGAAGACUGAAGAUUUUCAUUUAAUGAAACUUAUUGGUAUGAAAUUCAAAGAUCUGCUUAAUAUUCCAUCAGAUAUACAAAUCGUCUACGAAUACCACGAGCCAAAGUUUGAUGAAUAUAAUAAUGAAAUUCGUCUUAUCAUUUAA
Adineta ricciae is the source of this 699-nucleotide messenger RNA. The record is from the annotation of a GenBank genome assembly. NCBI's taxonomy places the organism in Eukaryota, Metazoa, Rotifera, Eurotatoria, Adinetida, Adinetidae.